CUAGCACUCCGGCGGCGUCGCACUGCUGGCGCGUCUAUGCACCCGCUCUCCGCCGCCCUCCUCGCGUGGGGCCGCUCCGACCCCCCCCCGCCGCCGCCAGCGCCGCCGUCGGCCGUCGAGCUCGCGGUCGCGGCGUCAGAGGUUCUCGCCGGCCGAAUCGCCGAGGUGCCGUGGGCGAGCGUGCUGCUGUCGGUGCUGCUGUUUGCGCCUGUCGUGUACGUGGUGCUAAACUCGGUGGUGCCGCUGGUGCUCGGGCGGCAGGACCUGCGCAAGAAGUACGGCGCCAGCUGGGCGCUCGUCACCGGCUCCUCCUCUGGCAUCGGCAAGGAGCUCGCCCGGACGCUGCUCGGGCAGGGGCUCGACGUCAUCCUCGUCGCGCGCAAGGAGCCGCUCUUCGACGCGGCGAGGCGCGAGCUGGCGGCGCAGUUCCCGCGGCGGAGCGUCGUGCAGGUCGAGGCAAACCUCUCCGACGCGAGCGGCGCGUGGAUGGCCGCCAUCGAGGCGGCGGUCGGCGAGAAGGACGUGCAGGUCGUCUUUCUCAACGCGGGCUUCAUCCUCACGGGCAUGUUUGAGCAGAACGCGGUGCAGGCGCACCUCGCAAACCUGCACUGCAACCUGACGGCCAACAUCUGGCUCUCGCACUACCUCUACGGCCGCAUGCUCGCCCGCUCCCUCCCGGGCUGCAUCGUCUUCACCUCGUCGUCUGCGUCUUACAUCCCGAACCCCUUCGCCGCCCUCUACGCCGCGACCAAGUCGGGCGUCUCCGCCUUCGCCGCCUCGCUCGCCGUCGAGGCGCGGCCGCGCGGCAUCCACGUGCACUCCAUCCACCCGUCGCCCGUCAACUCGCGCUUCACGGCGGGCGGAGGCAACGAGGUGCAGCAGCGCAAGAUCGAGGCGAUGGCCACCUUCUACAAGUUUGCGUCGGGGCCCGAGGCGCUGCCGCAACGCUUCCUCUCCCACAUCGGCCGCGCUGCCGUCGUCGCCGACGUGGGCGGCGUCUCGGUCGGCCUGCGGCUAGUGGUGCAGCUGCUCGGCUACAACUUCAUCGCGCUGGUGACGGCGCUGACGGCGCACCUCACGCCCGACUACAAGAUGCACGCGACCAAGGCGGCCAAGUCGGGCAAGCGGGCGUGAGGGGGGGGCGAAUCCCUUUAUAACGUGUGGCGGGCGCGCCCUCGAUCUCCGCACUAACGAGACGCCGUGGCGUGUCGCGCGCUUUUACUCUCGUGUGACUCACUUGCUGCCAGCAACACAUCCGUGCGACGUAAGUACAGAAAAAGAACAUGUGCAUGCA
Messenger RNA from Emiliania huxleyi CCMP1516, 1294 nucleotides. Its product is annotated as chloroplast beta-keto acyl reductase. NCBI's taxonomy places the organism in Eukaryota, Haptophyta, Isochrysidales, Noelaerhabdaceae. The transcript is spliced from 2 exons. Gene Ontology annotation, molecular function: oxidoreductase activity. The record is from RefSeq and is a predicted model, not a curated record. Bases 37 to 1134 code for a protein of 365 amino acids.